AUGACGUUGUGCCAUUUACUUACUCAAAAUGGACUAGAGCCGUCUAGGAAUGUCACUGUUGUAGAGAAGGUUGUGAUAUUUUUGUGGAUCCUCGCGCACCAUACGAAGAAUAGGCGUACCAUUUUACAAUUUUGGAGAUCGGGAGAAACAAUUAGUAGGCAUUUCAACUCAAUUUUGAUCGCGGUAUUGCGCCUUCACAAUGUCUUGUGGUAUCAUCCUCAGCCUAUUCUUGCCAAUGAACCAGAUGCUAGGUGGAAGUGGUUUGAGAAUUGUCUAGGGGCUUUAGACGGUACUUUCAUACCUGUCCUUCCUCCAACCGAACACAAGGCACGCUAUAGGUCAAGGAAGGGUGACUACGCGACAAAUGUGUUAGGCGCUUGUAGUCGUAACCUACAAUUUGUAUACGCAUUGUCUGGUUGGGAAGGCUUGGCCACAGACUCAAGAGUGCUCGAGAAUGCCUUGAUAAGGCCUCACGGGUUGAAAAUUCCACACGGUCAUUACUACCUCGUUGAUGCCGGAUACACUAAUGGGCCAGGAAUAUUAGCACCUUACAGGGGUCAACGAUACCACAUAAAUAUUUGGAGGCAAAGACACAUGCCCCAGAGCCGGGAGGAGUUCUUCAACAUGAAGCACUCCAAAGCACAAAAUGUUGUGGAGAGAUGCUUUGGAGUGCUGAAGAUGAGAUGGGGAAUUUUGAGAUCUUAUUCUUUCUACCCCAUUAGGACUCAAUGUCGCAUCGUCACAGCCUGUAUCCUCCUCCACAAUCUCAUUAAGCGUACAAUGGAGGUGGAUCCCGUUGAGGCUCAGUACACAGCGUGGGAGCAGGCAAACUUACAUAAUGUACCACCUGAUGACUACAUUAGAACCCUCGAAAGUACAAACCAAAUCAAUCAAUAA
Messenger RNA from Rhododendron vialii, 897 nucleotides. RefSeq lists its product as uncharacterized. The record is from RefSeq and is a predicted model, not a curated record. The transcript is spliced from 3 exons. NCBI's taxonomy places the organism in Eukaryota, Viridiplantae, Streptophyta, Magnoliopsida, Ericales, Ericaceae. Bases 1 to 897 code for a protein of 298 amino acids.